This is a messenger RNA of Lotus japonicus, 1369 nucleotides long. RefSeq names its product WAT1-related protein At1g43650. The transcript is spliced from 7 exons. Gene Ontology annotation, cellular component: plasma membrane. The record is from RefSeq and is a predicted model, not a curated record. NCBI's taxonomy places the organism in Eukaryota, Viridiplantae, Streptophyta, Magnoliopsida, Fabales, Fabaceae. Bases 134 to 1198 code for a protein of 354 amino acids. Gene Ontology annotation, molecular function: transmembrane transporter activity.
UAUAUAUAAAGCUCAAAGCCAGUAAAGGAAAGCAUAAAGCCAAUAACACCAUAUUGAGUUCUACUAAAACUCUAUAAAUUGAACUAGUUUCCUUGUUUGGAGGUCAUUCAAAUUGGCCAAGAGGUAGCACAAAAUGAAGAGAUUAAUGGCGAUGAUGGAAAAACAUAAACCAUACAUUGCAAUGCUCUUUAUUCAAUUUGUAUAUGCAGGAAUGGCUUUGUUGUCUAAGGUUGCAAUUUCAAAGGGAAUGAGCCCUUAUGUGUUUGUUGUUUAUCGACAAACCUUUGCAACACUUGCCUUAUCCCCAUUUGCUUUCUUUGACAGUAAGCAUGCUGCUCCUCUGUCAUGCAACUUAUUGUGCAAAUUGUUUCUAGUUUCCCUUGUUGGGCUAACAGCAAGUUCAAACCUUUACUAUGUUUCCAUCAACUACACCUCUGCCACAUUUGCUGCAGCCAGCACAAACACAAUCCCUUCCAUCACUUUCAUCCUGGCUGCUUUACUUAGGGUGGAAAGCAUUUCCAUAAAACAUCUUCAUGGAGUGGCCAAGAUUUUGGGUUCUGUUCUAAGCCUCACAGGGGCUGUAACCUUUGCUUUAGUCAAAGGACCUCCUCUACAUUUUAUCAGAGAAAAUCAGAAUCAUGGUUCUCACAUAUUAUCAAUGGUUCACUCCAAAGGGGAUAGUAUUAAAGGCUCUAUUAUGAUGCUAUCAGCAAACGCUACUUGGUCCUUGUGGCUUAUUUUGCAGGGAUUUAUUGUAAAGCAAUACCCGGCAAAAUUUCGCCUUACCAUUAUACAGUGCUUUUUUAGCUUCAUACAGUCAGCAAUUUUGGCUGUUGCAGUGGAGAGGAAUAAUCCUCAUGCAUGGAGGCUUGGAUGGGAUAUUCAUCUUCUUUCCGUGGCUUAUUGUGGUGUUGUUGUAACAGCCAUUUGCUAUUGGUUGCAAGUCUGCACUAUAGAGACCAAAGGUCCUGUAUUCACAGCAAUGUUCACCCCUCUAGCCCUUGUGAUUACAGCAAUAUUCUCAGCAAUUUGUUGGAAAGAAACACUUUACUUGGGAAGCAUUGGUGGCACAAUUUUGUUGGUGAUUGGACUCUAUAGUGUCUUGUGGGGGAAGAACAAGGAGGGUGUAAAAGUGGUAAACCAUGAAGUUGGACAAGUAAAAGAGGAAACCAGAUUGGAGUGCAUUAUACAGCACUGACUGAUUAGACAAAAUUUAGCAAUGGAAUCAAUGUCCUCCCAUGAAUGCCCUUUUGUGUUUGUUAACAUUAUCAUAUGUAUAUCUUGUCGACUUUUAACUAGCUUAGGUUGCCUUUAUCCUAUGUUCUAUAGAAUCAAUCUGUUUAGAUAUUAUGUUUUAUUUAGUUUGUUC